Messenger RNA from Glossina fuscipes, 1345 nucleotides. It is a transcript of the gene Rad1, whose product is annotated as cell cycle checkpoint protein RAD1. Bases 1 to 1308 code for a protein of 435 amino acids. Gene Ontology annotation, biological process: DNA repair; DNA damage checkpoint signaling. NCBI's taxonomy places the organism in Eukaryota, Metazoa, Arthropoda, Insecta, Diptera, Glossinidae. The transcript has 2 exons. Gene Ontology annotation, molecular function: 3'-5' exonuclease activity; zinc ion binding. Gene Ontology annotation, cellular component: checkpoint clamp complex; nucleus. The record is from RefSeq and is a predicted model, not a curated record.
AUGCAAAGUGCAACGUGCCGUUUGCCUUUCUUAUUGCAAGAAAUUUUCGAGCGAUACAAAGGAAGUUUAUCAAUCGAUGAUUUAGCUGAUUUUUACGCGAAAUUAAACUCAGCUUUGGGUUCACGACUUGUUGCUUUUGCGCGCCAGUUUAUAGAUAAUCAAACUAUUACCGUUUUUAGUAACGCAGGGAAGUCAUCCUUUUUAGCCGUAAUUACAGAAGAUUGCUCUAUUAAAAAGAAAAGGAAGAAGAAAUUGGUACAUUUGCUUCCCGACGUUAAUUUUUGCUUUUGCAAGUCUUUUCAGACUAAAGUGCUGAAAUUGGGAGAAGCUUAUACUUGCGAGCAUGUGCUAGCUUUGCGUUUAGCUUUUUUGUUGGAUAAUUGCGUUAACUGCAUACAGUUCAAAGAGGUGCAACCUCAUAAAUUCGAUAAUUUACUGAAAGAAUUUGCAUCAGCAUCACUACAGGGAAGCGGAGAUAAUUUUUCACAUAAAAUGACACUUGGCUUGGAAUAUAUUAAUUAUCGGUUUGUCGGUUGUUUAGAGAAUAUAAAAACUUUUGCAGCCGGGAUACGUUCUGUAGGUUUUGGGGAUCAUGGAAUAUUCCAUAUUAACGAAGAUGGUUUACGCUGUACUGUGGAACAGGGCAAAUGCAUACAAGCUAAUUUAUUUAUUACGCCGUCAUGUUUUAGCGAUUAUCAUGUGGAUGGCUUAGUGCACUUUACUAUCAACAUGAAUGUCUUAAUUGAGUGCUUGAGUAUAUUUGCCGGCACUGAUUGUAGCAUGAAAAUGUUUUACAAAGAUGAUGAUCCCUUAGUGAUAAUAUUGGAACCACAUGAUGAGGAUAACAUCAGAACGGAAUGCUCCAUUAAAACUACACACUAUGACGAGACGAUGGACUUCUCUUUAGAUGCGGAUAGUCAUAGCUUGAAUACCGUUUUUAUAAAAGGACGCGAAAUGGCAAACAUAUUCCACGACUUGGAUAAAUCAGCUGAAGAAUUGCAGAUAACAUUGUCACCACGUAAACCAUAUUUUAAAGUGGAAACAUUGGGAGUUAUGCAAUCCGAAUGUAGCAUUGAAGUGGCCAAAACAAGCGAAAUGAUGAUACUCUUCAAUUGUAAAAACAUUACCACAGGCAGAUAUAAAAUUUCGUUGAUGCGUGCCACUCAGAGAGCUAUGUUAGCAGCCAGCAAGGUAGCUAUUAAAACGGAUUUAACCGGCUUAUUAGAAAUGCAUUUUAUGAUGCAAGAUGAAAAUCAAGCGGAAGUCUACGCCCAGUUCUACAUUACCCCCGUUGUAGAAAACGAUUAAUUAGAAAAUGUAUUUAUUAUUAAUGUACCUAUAAAAC